Emiliania huxleyi CCMP1516 is the source of this 2631-nucleotide messenger RNA. RefSeq lists its product as hypothetical. The record is from RefSeq and is a predicted model, not a curated record. The transcript has 2 exons. Gene Ontology annotation, biological process: regulation of cell cycle; regulation of RNA splicing. NCBI's taxonomy places the organism in Eukaryota, Haptophyta, Isochrysidales, Noelaerhabdaceae. Gene Ontology annotation, molecular function: RNA binding. Bases 1 to 2631 code for a protein of 876 amino acids.
AUGGCGGUGGAGGCGACGGAGGAGGGCUCGGUGGCGGCGGCGACGGCGGUGGUGGCGACGGGGGUGGUGGACUGGGUGGUGGCGGUGAGGGUGGCGGGCUCGGCGGAGGCGGCGAAGGCAGCGGCGGCGAGGGUGGCGGUGGCGAGGGUGGCGGCGGAGAGGGUGGCGGCGACGGCGACGGCGGUGACGGCGGUGGAGGGCUCGGCGGCGGCGGCGGCGGCGGCGGCGGCGAAGGUGGAGGCGACGGCGGCGGCGGUGACGGCGGCGGCGGAGAGGGAGGCGGGGGGCUCGGCGACGGUGGACUUGGAGGCAGCGGGCUCGGAGGCGCUGUACUACACGGGCCCGAGCCAUUCGUUUGAGAGUGGCGAUGAGCUCGUGCACGGCCAGCAGGGCGAGGUCGUCGGCCCUGCGACCGAGGGCACACGCCAAGGCAACGGCCUGGUGAUGCUGUUUCCAGGGAACAAAGGCCACGUAAACUGCUAUCUGUCCCGGCUCAGCGUCGAAAAGCCGCCGCCUCUGCCGGGCGGUCACGACCUUGGCGACCAGCUGUACUACACGGGCUCGAGCCAUUCGUUUGAGAGUGGCGAUAAGCUCGUGCACGGCCAGCAGGGCGAGGUCGUCGGCCCCGCGACCGGCGCGCACCAAGGCAACGGCCUGGAGGUGCGGUUUCCAGGGAACAUAGGCUCCAUAAACUGCUCUCUGCCAAACCUCAGCCGCGAGCAGCCGCCGCCUCUGCCGGGCGGUCACGAGGCCGGCGACCAGCUGUACUACACGGGCCCGAACAAGUCGUUUAAGUCUGGAAACAGGCUCGUGCACGGCCAGUCGGGCGAGGUCGUCGGCCCCGCGACCGAGGGCACACACCAAGGUAACGGCCUGCAAUUGCUGUUUCCAGGGAACAAAGGCUUCAUAAACUGCUCUCUGACCUGGCUCAGCCGCGAGCAGGCGCCGCCUCUGCCCGGUGGCUUCAGAGUGGGAGAGGAGCUCUACUUUAUUGGCGGCGGGUUCGUCGACGAGCAGGGGGACAAGGCCGUGUUUGGCUGCCGAGGAUCGGUCACCGGCCCAGCCCGCAACGGCGACGCUGACGCUGUUUCCAUGUCUUUCUCCGGCAACCGAGGGGACGUGCAUUGCCGGGCCCAAGAGCUCAGCCGCGAGCCGGCGCCCUCGCUUCCUGGCGGCUUCAUUCUCGGUGAGCAUCUCUACUUUACCGGAGAGAGUCCGAUCAUCAAGCGCAGACUUCCGCGCACCGACUUCGAGCUCGAGCUUGACAUCCUCGUGCGCGGCUCGCGUGGUGAGGUGGUGGGCCUGGGUUUGGAGCCGAACAGCCUCGCGAUGCGCUUUUCAAACAAGGCCUGGUGUUCCGAAAACCAACCGGUCAACAUCGCCUCCCUAAGCCGCGACAAUCCGUGCGCCGUGUCGUCCGUGCCCGAGAAUGUAUUGCGAGCGCGCCGAGCGCUCGCCGCGCGCAGGGAGGAGCAGGAGCGGGUUACGGCAGCAGCCGCGUCGCAGACGGCAGAGGACAUUGCAGCGGAGGCGGAGCGGCGGCAGCAGCUCGCGGCGGAGCUCCUGGAGGAGGAAGCGGCGGCCAAGGCUCCGCCUCCACUUCAGGAGGCGGGAGGGAGGAGGAGGAGGAAGAAGAAGCAGAGCGGCUUUCGCGGGUCGAGGAGCAGCGCAGCCGAAGGAGCAGAGAGAUCGGCCGACUGCGACGACUCCACCUCUAGGGGGGCGCCAGCGCGCGAGUCGGCUUCAGAGAGCGACGAGGAGGAGCGCGUGACGCCAGCCGACGAGGCGCGACGGGCGGAGGAGUCGGAGCGGGCGGCGCAGCGAGAGCGGCAGGCGAGGCUGCUCGAGGCAGCGCGGCGGGAGAGGGAGGAGCGUUUGGAGAGGGAGGCUAGGGCCGAGGCCGCGGCCGCGGCUGCGGUGGAGAGCGAGGCUCGCAGCAGGCGACAGCAGGCGGCGCGAGCGGCGGAGGAGGAGCGGAAGCGAGCAGCGCGGGCGGCGCUGGUGGACGAGACGGAGGUGCAGGCGCGGCAGGAGGAGGCGGCGCGGGCCGCGGCACCGCUGAGGACGACGCAUGCUGAGCAGUCCAGCAUGCGGUCGGCGAUCGAGCAGGCGCUCUCCCAGGCUAGGUCAGACGCGGCGGCGGCGAGGGUUCGCGAGGCGACGGCGGGGUCAGAGGCGGAACGGGCGAGGUCAGAGGCAGAACAGGCGAGGUUAGAGGCGGAGGCGGCGAGGGCGAGGGAGGAGGAGGCGAGGGGGCGUGAGGGGGAAGCAAGGGGGCGGGAGGAGGAGGCGAGGACAGAGGCGGAGGCGGCGACGGCACGCGAGGAGGCGCUCACCAUGCGACUCGCGGCGCUAGAGCUAGGACCCCCACCGGCCGCCCCGCCACCGGCAACCGCAAACAACGCUGUGGGAGGAGGCGUCGGAGGCACCUUCCACGGCGCCACGCUGCCGCAGAAGGUCUCGCGGAUCUGUGCGCAUUUGGGGCUGGACGCGCGCUCCUCGCUCUCUGCGGCGGUGGCGGCGGCGAACGAGAGCACAGGGGUCGCCGCUGAGGGAGGGCUUCUGCAGCAGGUGGACCGGCUCAACGCGCUGCUGUUUGAGGCGCCGCGCCAGGCGGGAGUCGCGGUGUAG